AUGCAUGGCCCAUGUGGAGUAUUGGAUCCCCAAUGCUCUUGUAUGAUAAUGCAAAAUGGAAAGCCCCAAUGCAAACAUCACUACCCUAAGGAGCUCUCAGCUUUCACCACACAUGCAGAUGAUGGUUAUCCUAUAUACAGAAGACGCAAUACAGGCGAGACUAUCUGUGUUCGUAAAGUUGAGCUAGACAAUCGUUGGGUUAUUCCUUAUAAUUCGUAUCUUCUUGCUUAUUUUGAUUGUCAUAUAAAUGUUGAAAUUUGUUCAACAAUUAAGGCUGUUAAAUAUCUGUAUGAAUAUGUAUACAAAGGCCAUGAUAAGAUUUCAUUUAGUAUUAGGUCUAAUAGUGAGCAACAAGUGGUUGAUGAGAUUAAGGCAUACCAAUCCGGUAGAUGGGUUUCGCCGCCGGAAGCUGCAUGGAGAAUAUUCAGUUUUUACCUGUAUGAUAUGAAACCAGCGGUUAUGCCUUUACAGGUUCAUUUGCCUAAUAUGCAGAGCGUUUGCUUUAACGCUGCGGAAAACCUUGCACAUGUUGCACACAAUCAAAGUAGAGCUAAGACUGUUUUGACAGAAUUCUUUUCUUAUAACGCGACACAUCCUUUUGAACCUAAAUAUUGCUUUCCAGAGUUUGUUGAGCAUCAUGUUUGGCAUUCACAAAGCAAAAGUUGGAACACACGAAAGCGAGGUACAUCGAUUGGUCGUCUUGCAUUUGUUGCACCUUGCGAAGGUGAACGUUAUUUUUUAAGAUUGUUGUUAGCACACGUAGUUGGUCCAUGCUCUUUUGCUGAUCGUCUCACAGUUGACGGCCACACAUGUUCAACAUUCCAUGAAGCUACUUUGAAACGUGGUGUAGUUGAGCCUGAUGAUUGGAUUGAUCGAUGCUUAGAUGAUGCAGUUACUGUUCACAUGCCUCAUGCUUUACGAAGGUUGUUUGCCACAAUUCUUUUUUUCCUCAAACCGAGUAAUCCUGCUCAAAUGUGGGAUAGCCUCACAGAAUUUUAUCUCUUAACUUGUCAAUCACUUGCCUCUUUUUUGGAGAACAUAGGAAGGAGUCUUAAAGAAUAUGGUUUAGAACACCUUUGUGGAAGCGAAGAUAUUUUGGUACAAAGAACAAGAUAUGUUAUUGAUGCUCUUGAUGCUCCUAUUCCAGAGGCAUGUAAUGCUGCAAGGAAACAACUCAACAAUGAACAACGAAUUGCAUACAAGUGUAUUAUUUCUCACGUGAAAAGGAAAAAACCAGCUUCCAACAUGCCUACUAGUCGUACGGCGCAUUCUAGGUUUAAACUACCUGUUGAUUAUGGACAAUCCUUUACGUGUAAUGUCGGUAAGCAAUCAAGUGUUGCUUCUCUUAUUAAGGAAAGUUCACUGAUCAUAUGGGAUGAAGCUUCCAUGGCUCGUAGAGAGAACAUCGAGUCACUUGAUUUGCUUUUACGAGAUCUAUGUUUACCUGAUGUUCCCUUUGGUGGUAAGGUUGUUGUUUCUAGUGGUGACUUUCGUCAAACUGUUCCAAUUGUUCCUAAGAAAUCACAACAAGAAAUAAUUGGUUACAGCUUAGUUCACACUUGUGGCCUCUUUUCACCCGAUUUGAACUAA
Molecule: messenger RNA, 1590 nt
Organism: Amaranthus tricolor (Joseph's coat)
Lineage: Eukaryota; Viridiplantae; Streptophyta; Magnoliopsida; Caryophyllales; Amaranthaceae
Exons: 3
Coding region: 1-1590 (529 amino acids)
Biological process (GO): DNA repair; telomere maintenance
Molecular function (GO): DNA helicase activity
Source: RefSeq, a predicted model, not a curated record